This is a messenger RNA of Humulus lupulus (European hop), 1254 nucleotides long. RefSeq lists its product as uncharacterized. The coding region runs from base 1 to 1254 and encodes 417 amino acids. Gene Ontology annotation, molecular function: zinc ion binding. NCBI's taxonomy places the organism in Eukaryota, Viridiplantae, Streptophyta, Magnoliopsida, Rosales, Cannabaceae. The transcript has a single exon. The record is from RefSeq and is a predicted model, not a curated record.
AUGGAACAAAAAAAUCCUGGAACUGUUACUCAUUUGCAGAUGGACAAUGAAGGUAGGUUCAAAUAUUGCUUCAUGGCCUUAGGUGUUUCUAUAAUGGGGUUUAAGACAUAUAUUCGCCCAGUUAUAUGUGUAGAUGGAACCUUCUUGACUACUCGGUGUGGAGGUACUUUGUUAUGUGCCAUGGGACAAGAUGCUAACAAGCAAAUAUAUCCAAUUGCAUUUUCAGUAGUUGACUCAGAGAAUAAUGACUCAUGGUUGUAUUUUCUACUGAGGUUGAAGGAAGCGAUUGGUGAAGUGGAGAAUCUAGUAUUCGUGUCUGAUAGACAUACUAGCAUAGCAAGUGCCUUGACUAAAAUUUUUCCUGAGGCACACCACGGUGCUUGUAUACAUCAUGUUAGCAUGAAUAUUCGUGCGAAGUUCAAAACUGACCAUUGCCAUGAAGAAUUCUUCCUUGCAGCAAAAGCUUAUAGAAAGCGAGAGUUUUUACGCCAUUUUGAGAAGAUUAAAUUCAAAGAUCUUGCAAUUGCUCAAUACUUAGAGAAUCAAGUGGGUUUUGAAAAGUGGGCUCGUUCUUUCUUUCCUGGCCAUCGAUAUAAUUUAAUGACUACAGGUAUUGCCGAAAGCUGGAACAAUGUCAUUGCUGAGGCACGUGGGUGGCCAAUUACUUGUCUCAUGGAAUUUAUGAGGCACACUUUACAAAAAUGGUUUUUCGAGCGUCGAACUGCAGCAUCAGCGGCUACAAGUCCUCUUGCCACAGAAGUGGAAGCUGAUUUGCGAAAGUUAGCAGACAAGUCCACUACCUCGUUCUCUUUUCCGUCUAGUCAGUAUGAAAUAACAGUAUUGGAUGGUGAUCUUGAUGGAGAUGUCGACCUGAGGAGGAAAACAUGUAGUUGUAGAAGAUUUGAUUUGACAGGUCUUCCUUGUGAACACGCUCUAGCUGGUGCUCGAGAUCGUGGCAUUAGUCCAUAUAGUUUAUGCUCCAGAUUCUACACAGUUGAAGCGUGGUUGUCAUCCUAUGGUGGAUCUGUAUAUACGCUGGGUAAUGAAGAAUCUUGGGUGAUACCAAAUGACAUAGGAAGUAUGAUGAUAGCUCCUCCUUUAGUGAAGCAGAAGGCUGGUCGUCCAAAGAAGAAACGACGUUUAUCAAAGGGUGAGAAGAAUAGAAAACAACAUAGAUGUAGUAGAUGUGGUGUCCUGGGCCACAAUCGAGUGACGUGCACCACUGUUUGUCCCCCGUCGUCUAGACAUGCUUAG